Spizellomyces punctatus DAOM BR117 is the source of this 878-nucleotide messenger RNA. Its product is annotated as lactoylglutathione lyase. NCBI's taxonomy places the organism in Eukaryota, Fungi, Chytridiomycota, Chytridiomycetes, Spizellomycetales, Spizellomycetaceae. The transcript is spliced from 5 exons. The record is from RefSeq and is a predicted model, not a curated record. Bases 70 to 549 code for a protein of 159 amino acids. Gene Ontology annotation, molecular function: lactoylglutathione lyase activity; metal ion binding.
CCAAAUUCUCCCAGGUCCAAAGAUCAAAAGCAUCGCACCCAUCACAUCCAUCCUUGAGGCAAUACCAACAUGGCGACCGAUCCCUCAACAUACGAGUUCAACCAUACGAUGUAUAGAGUGAAGGAUCCCAAAGCAUCUGUGGAUUUCUAUACACAAAAGCUUGGAAUGAGCCUCAUCGUGAAGAUUGAUUUUGAGGAGGCAAAGUUCUCACUCUAUUUCCUCGCCUACGGUGUUCCCAAGAGCAUCCAAGAGGCUUCGUUUGAGGAACGUAGAAAAUACGCAUUCUCUCGACCAGGUGUAUUGGAAUUGACCCACAAUUGGGGGACCGAAACGGACGAUUCGUUCGAGGGCUAUCAUACUGGUAACUCUGAACCCAAGGGCUAUGGCCACAUUGGUGUAAUUGUGGAUGAUGUGGACGCGGCAUGCGCGCGGUUGGAAGAGCAGGGUGUAGACUUCCUCAAGAAGCCUAAUGACGGACGAAUGAAAAACAUUGCGUUUGUCACGGAUCCUGACGGCUAUUGGAUCGAAAUCUUGCCCAAGGGCUUUUAGAUGUUCAGCCAUGAAAACUUUCAAUAGACCUUGGCGCACUGUAGUCGUUGAUGCGUGCAGUAAACUUUUUGGACUCAAUCAAAAGCAAUAGAGCUGUUAUCCAAUAUUCGGCGGUCUACCAGCGAAAAGCGUGGUCGUGAGAAUGAGACUGGUGGCACUUGGCACUCUCGGGACAUUUUUGGUAAACAUAUCGAUGAUAUCAGCGGGCACAGGAGUCCGCUCUCCUAGUGUUAUCACGAGAAUCAUGCUACAGUGCCGAGCGAAUGGCUUACUUCCUUGCUUAGCUACGCGUUGCAGGUGCUCGAUAUAUUACAAUUACAGCGGAGGUC